Molecule: messenger RNA, 1021 nt
Organism: Xylaria bambusicola
Lineage: Eukaryota; Fungi; Ascomycota; Sordariomycetes; Xylariales; Xylariaceae
Product: glucosamine 6-phosphate N-acetyltransferase
Exons: 5
Coding region: 231-770 (179 amino acids)
Biological process (GO): UDP-N-acetylglucosamine biosynthetic process
Cellular component (GO): endoplasmic reticulum; Golgi apparatus; endoplasmic reticulum-Golgi intermediate compartment
Molecular function (GO): monosaccharide binding; glucosamine 6-phosphate N-acetyltransferase activity
Source: RefSeq, a predicted model, not a curated record
CAGGAUAAAAGUCCAGGCAGGUGUCCAACUGACGUUAGGUGGGGUCAUUAUCGUGAUCUUCUGAUUAUGCUAUUAACCCGUACUAUGCAUUUAACUCCAAUUUCCCCUUUAAGCUCAACAGGUGCCCAGAUAGGUACCUAAAUAGGUACAUAGUACAUAGUACUUAGAACUUCUCGUCAAACACCAACCAGUGUCGGACGACGACUGCAUAUCUAUCAAUCUUACUCGAGAUGGCAGACUCCCAAAGUCUCUUCUCGGCGUCACUGCUCUCGAUCGACGACGGUGGUGGUGGUGGUGGUCUGCCCGAUGGCUUCACCAUCCGCCCGCUCGCGAGGAAUGACUAUGCCAAGGGCUUCUACGAGUGUCUUCGCGUGCUCACCUGGGUGGGCGAGCCCGCCGAGUCUGAAUUCCUCGAGCGCUUUGAUGAGAUGCGCGCUGCGAAGGACACGUAUUUCUUUGCGGUCGUGGAGUAUCGUGGACGGAUUGUGGGCACGGGGUGUCUUGUUGUUGAGAGGAAGUUUAUACAUAAUCAUGGCAAAUGCGGACACGUGGAAGAGAUCGCUGUGGCAAAAGAGCAUCAAGGCAAAGGACUAGGAUUGAAGAUCAUGCAGGCACUCCAGGCUGUAGCUGUUGCUGUAGGCUGCUACAAGAGUAUCUUGAACUGUGGGCCGCGCAAUGAACCGUUCUAUGGGAAGUGCGGUUAUCAUAAUUCAGGGAUUGAGAUGUCGAAUUACUAUGAGGAGGGGAAGGACUCGUAUCAUCGCGGCUGAAGUUCCUGGUGAUGCUUUGCUCGGGCAGACUCUGGUUAAAGUCGUCCCGUGGUGGUUAUUGAAAUGAAAAGAGUAAGAGCCGACAUUGCACUCUUACAUUCAGUUAUCUCCCAGAGAACUCGCGUCAGACUCCAAACCUCUCGGGAGGUAACAGCGUGUGAGGCUACCCAAGGGAAAGACAUUCUGGUAUACCAAUUACAUGUUACAAUCAACCCCGAAGGCGCGCAUGGCAAGAAAAGCGACGUCAAAGA